AUGGCCUCCGAACAAACAGUGGAAAAGCUCGUGCAAGUGUCGCUUGGCAAGAAAUUGCUGCCGAAGGCUUUUGUGUCGAUGCUAGCUAAGCUCGAGAAAAAAGCUCCAAUUUCUGAUAAUGAGCUUGUGUCGGCCCUUUUAACAGUCCCUUCAGACCGCCUGAAAUUGAAGCUUCAAUACCAAUUCGCCAUCGCGUUUGCCAAUGAAGGCGUCGACAAUACACGACGCUUGUUGUCAGCGUUGUCAACUCUCGAUGUCCAGUCACAACGAGAGUUUGUAUUGCUCAUGAAAAAAGAGUAUGCCACCCUCAAGGAACCAGUGCUUCGAUACUUUGUCAACGAGGGUUUUGCACAAUAUACUAUCCAGUUCCAAAGCUCGCUAUAUCUGCUGAUAGACGACGAGAAGAGAAAUCUUUGGUUUCACAUUUUAUUUUUGUGGGGCACCCUCAUUGACAAUUCUGGCAGGUCAAUUGAACAAGAACGAUUCCGCUCUUUUGCCAUGGAGGCAAUGGGACAGCUUCAAAGGCUCAAUGCAACUGAUAAGCUAGCAUACUUUGAGAAGAAAUCUAGGAAUCUUCUUGAUACCAUCAAUGUGGCCCAUUGCCUUCAUCCUGGAGCUGCUGCGGUGGAAUUCAAACGUGAAAAGGUGUCUCCCACGCCAGUCAAAAAAGCUUUUGCUUUAAAUCAGCACUCUAAAAAGUAUCUUAAGCUCAACAGACUCAAAAAUUUCUUGUGGCUUAAUGAGCGCUUCAAACUGUGGAAUAUCGAUGGGCUCAUGGAGCUGUAUAUCGCAUUCUUUAAUGUGGACGUAGCGAAGCAUGACGAAUGCGUGAAACAAUUGAUUGAAAUUCUUUUUUCAGGGAUUUCCAAAGCAGUCAAGUUACAAGAGAGCCCAUACGUCUUGUUCAACUGGAAGAACUUUAUUGUGAGCCGCUUUCCGGCCUUCAUCAAAGAGUCAAGACCCAAGAACAACAAUGAGGCCAAUUCCAAUCUUGAGAGUGUCAUUGUUAAAACAGUCGUUGGCUUUUCUGAUGCUUACAUCACCGAAAUGUUCAUCGGGGGUAGAUCAUCGCAUCCAUUUGAUUUGAGGAAGGUGUUCUUGCGCAGCUGUAUGUAUGAGGAUCUUGUCACCGUAUCGAACUACACCAAGACCUUUCCCGAGGAUUCGGAGUCGAUAACUUGGUCUCACAUAACUCAUGAAAAAAAUGUUCUUAAUCAUACAGAUCAUCUCAAGUCUGAGUUUAAUUCAAAGCUUCUUAACAUAAACACCGAAUUCACUUCUUUGGCAGAAAGCAAAUUCAUUAAUUUCCUCGAGGAACUCGCUUCUACUGACAUUCAGUUUCUGCCCACUAAGCAGGAGCAGCUAUGCUCUCUCGUUAUGAGUUCACUCGAAAAAUUUAUCAGGGAUAAAUCGAAUGAAAAGUUGGUGCGCUUGGUUUUGGGCCUUCUACUUUGCUUGCCAAUAACUAAUUACAUUUUUUUCACAGAUCCACGCGGCCCUUGGAGCAUAAUUGAUCAACUAAUAUCAUACACGGAUAACGACAGCUUUGGUGCGGAUGCUGAUGAAAGCAAUUUUCAAGAGACGAUUUCAUAUUUCGGUAUAUUGACGACUGGUGUGAUUGCCAUGACCAAGUUCUUUGGCAUAGAUCUUGUCUCAGUCACGCUAGGAAGCUCCUAUACGAUCGAAUUUAUAAGCAACUUCUACCAUAGACUGUGCUCAAAAUUCACCCCAAGGGUGGAACCAGCGACCAACAACGAUACAGAUAUGAUGAAUCGGUACAAUGACCUCUUGUCUGAGUGGGCAAAUGCAUUAUUUGAUGUGAACAACGAUGGGCUUUCCGAUGACCUCAUUCGCUCUGUGGAUGUGAAGCAAAUAUACAAGUUGGUCUUUAUAAUUUUUCAAAGCGGUAUCACGGCUAAUAUUGCUGGCAGUUUAGCCUCACCCAAUUUGAGCAACGGUAUUGACUACCUAGCACAAGAUUUUCUAACAGCCAGCUCCGCAGAGCUCAUCCAUUGGAUCAUCUCGAACAUAGGUCCCUUACAAAGGAAUAGUGAUAUGUUUCUUCAAAUUCUUUGGAAAAUCAUACAAAGUAACUUUGGAGAAAAUAAGGAAGAGGGCUUGGAAACCAAUUAUACGUUUCGCCUAGUCUUGAAUCUCGUGGGAAAAGAGCUUCUUGAGGCUGUGUAUGCAUUCAGAAAUUGGGAGAACAAGGAGAUCAUGUUGAAGUUGGUGAGGGUUGUGAAGCAGACUGUGGACGAGGAGUAUAAUAGGGUAGAUCGACCAAUGUUGAUUCAGCACGAAAGACAUACGGAUGGUGACUCGAUGGUGUCAACUAUUCGGAAUGCUUUGCAAACAUUUCUCAAUGAAGAUGAGAGUACCUUAGAACAAAGCGUGUGGAAAACAAUACAUAAUAUGUGGAAAGUGACUGAGAGUGAGGAAAUACUUUCCGUUCUACUCAGUGAGAUAAGUUUGUGCCACGGGAGUAAAGCAGGUACUUCCGCAGAAGACAGCAAGUUAAUUGUAAAUUUCAUGGCGUUCCUAAUCAUUCUUACGAGUGAAAGUGCAGUUGACAUGAGCGAUGCUGAGUUGAAGUCAACGUUCAAUGAGAUUAAACCUCGGGGCAAGAGCUCAAUGCAAUUUGGCACAAGCUUCCUGCUAAACAUCAAAGAUCAUUAUUCCAGCAUUUUAGGUGACUCCUUGAAGGAUUCAAAUGGAAUGUCGGAGCCAGCAGAGAUCAAGGAACCGAAGGACGAUUUGAUGAUGGAUUUCGAGAUGGAUGACCUCUUCAACGAUAAAGGUGAUGAUCUAUUCGGUGAUACCAGCGAGCAAGUGAGUUCACGACCAGACUCACCACCAGCAAAAGUGGGUGAUAUGUACAGUGAGAUCAUAUCAAGCACAUCAGUUCUUCGGAGAAUUCUCAACCAGCUUCUGCAAGACCUCGAGACACACAAACAUGAUGCAGAGAUCUUGAAAAUUGUGCUUGCACAGCAAAUGGAACAAUUUUUGCUGAUGAGGCGGGUCAAGUCUACUUAG
Molecule: messenger RNA, 3033 nt
Organism: Candidozyma auris
Lineage: Eukaryota; Fungi; Ascomycota; Pichiomycetes; Serinales; Metschnikowiaceae
Gene: MED5
Product: Med5p
Exons: 1
Coding region: 1-3033 (1010 amino acids)
Biological process (GO): regulation of transcription by RNA polymerase II
Cellular component (GO): mediator complex
Molecular function (GO): transcription coregulator activity
Source: RefSeq, a predicted model, not a curated record